Molecule: messenger RNA, 771 nt
Organism: Rhizoctonia solani
Lineage: Eukaryota; Fungi; Basidiomycota; Agaricomycetes; Cantharellales; Ceratobasidiaceae
Exons: 2
Coding region: 1-771 (256 amino acids)
Source: RefSeq, a predicted model, not a curated record
AUGAACCUAUGGGUCCCCCAGACUACCCAUCUUGGCCACAUCUCAUAUGUUGCUGUCCAAACCUAUCAGAAGGUUGGAUUGCGGGCCAAGUACUGUGCUAUACACCUUGGUUGGCCAAUGGAGAUCCCUUACUACCAACUUGUACCAACAAAUGCGCUCUUGAUGUGUGUUGGCUUCGUAAACACGCCGGCCUUGCAAACCAAGGAUUUGGAGUCAGAGGAUCGCCACAUUAUCAAGGAGAGAGAUUAUACCAAUCUAUAUUGGGAACGCAUCCUAGUGUUUGACUUUCUAGACCUUAUCCUCUUUGCCAUCUUUUGGCCUUACUCCAUCGUCACCCGCUAUCUCUACCUCGAGAAAACCAUCAGCAACAUCAACCACAUUUUAGUUGGUCGCAUCAACAAUCUUGAAGAACAUAUUGCUUGCAUUGAAGAACCAGGGCUAGUCCAAGCUAUAGCCCAUAUCAAACAUCAUAAGUCAUUUGCAGAGCGUCUCAAUAAUAUCUACAAGACAGAUCUUCAAGAACAAAGGAACCUUAUUGCCAACCUCGAAGCACAUAACCGCGAUCUUGCCCUUACCAUUGAAGAGCAGGAACGCCUUAUCAAGGAAAGGGAUCGCCUUUUAGUUGAAAAGGAACUUGAGCUAGAUAAUUUCCAUUGCUCCAUUCAGGAUAUCACCCAAGACGGAAAAGGGAGAAUCCACUACUACAAAGAAUAUGAGUUUUUUGCAGUCUCAUAUGAUAACGCCUGGCUUGGGCGCAAUGGGAGAGACUAA